This is a messenger RNA of Ricinus communis (castor bean), 2094 nucleotides long. Its product is annotated as V-type proton ATPase subunit D. The transcript has 3 exons. The coding region runs from base 920 to 1705 and encodes 261 amino acids. The record is from RefSeq and is a predicted model, not a curated record. Gene Ontology annotation, cellular component: vacuolar membrane; proton-transporting V-type ATPase complex. Lineage: Eukaryota; Viridiplantae; Streptophyta; Magnoliopsida; Malpighiales; Euphorbiaceae. Gene Ontology annotation, molecular function: proton-transporting ATPase activity, rotational mechanism.
UCAGUGUUUUUCACUACUCUCUCUUUUUCCUUUUAAAAAUUUUAUUUUGAUGUUAUUUCGGUUUGGGUGCUGAGAAAACGAAAGAACCCACCAGGAAAAUGAGCUCUUGAAGUGUUUUUGUUUUUGUUGGGUCAUUCUGUGGCUGCAAUUUUCUCUAUACAGUAUUUCUGUUUUGUUUGUUCUGUUUUGGUUCUUAAGAAAAUGUAGGAUUAUCUGCAUUGUUCUUGUUUAAGUGGUGUGUUUAGAUCUGAUCUAUGUGUUUUUUUUUUUCCUUCUGUUUCUUGCAUGAUUUUAUUGUUGAAACGCAGAGAUCAUGAGCUACUGAUAUUCAUAUUUUAGAAUCUUGAUAUAAGAUUUAUCAUAACUUCUUUUUUCAAUAAGAGAUCAAGAAAAUUCAAAUAUUGGACAACAAUAAGCAUUAUAUAUAUUAUGCAUUUCUCCAGUUCCUGAAGGAGGCAUCUUUGUUUUAUGAUUCCAUUACUAUUGAUUAGUGUUAAGUGAUCCCAUUACUGGUGAUCAGUGUUAAGUGAUCCCCUAGUGAUCAAUGUUAUCCCUAUUACUGAAAGUUUCUAUCACCUACUCUUGGGCUGUUGACCAUUGUAGUUUCUGGGAAUUUGUUUUAUUUUAUUUUUUAUUUUUUUUCUUAAGAAUUAAUUUAUUAGAUUACAUUGGAUAUAGGGACUAAUGAUUUGAUUAUAUGAAAUUAUGUUCUUAAUGUAUUGUAGUUUCUGAAAGUGAUUCGUUUCUCCAUUGUGUUCUUGUUCUUUAAUUUCGAGUAGCUUUUGACUGCAAACUCCCACUCACCCUGUUUAUGAUUAAAUCUUCUGGGUGAGGUUAAAGUUGUUGGUUUUGGAUUCAUUUUUGCACUUUCUCUUUGUUUUGAGCUGCUGUAAUCAUCAAGCUCUGAAAUUUCUGAAAGAUGUCAGGCCAAGGCCAACGCUUGAAUGUAGUUCCCACUGUGACAAUGCUUGCGGUUGUAAAAGCUCGCCUUGUUGGUGCUACAAGAGGUCAUGCUCUUCUCAAGAAGAAGAGUGAUGCUUUAACUGUGCAGUUCCGUCAAAUUCUUAAAAAGAUUGUUUCUACUAAAGAAUCAAUGGGAGAGAUCAUGAAGAGCUCCUCGUUUGCUCUAACUGAAGCAAAGUAUGUCGCCGGUGAGAAUGUUAAGCAUGUUGUCCUUGAGAAUGUCCAUAAUGCAUCCCUUAAAGUUCGAUCUCGACAAGAAAAUGUUGCUGGUGUGAAGUUGCCUAAGUUUGACUAUUUCACUGAAGGUGAAACCAAGAAUGACCUUACUGGAUUAGCCAGAGGUGGCCAACAAGUUCAGGCCUGUCGUGCUGCUUAUGUAAAAUCUAUCGAGGUUCUCGUUGAGCUUGCUUCACUUCAGACAUCAUUUUUAACACUUGAUGAGGCAAUCAAGACAACAAAUCGGCGGGUUAAUGCAUUGGAGAAUGUUGUGAAGCCUAGACUGGAGAACACAAUAAGUUACAUUAAAGGGGAGCUGGAUGAGCUUGAAAGGGAGGAUUUCUUCAGGCUAAAGAAGAUACAGGGUUACAAGAAGAGGGAAAUUGAGAGACAGCUUGCAGCUGCCAAGCAGUUUGCUGAGGAGCAGUUUGCUGAGAAAAUUUCUUUGCAGAAAGGAAUUUCACUAAAAUCGGCUCACAACAUGUUGUCUGCCGCAAUGGAAAAGGAUGAGGAUAUUAUUUUCUGAUGCAGAUGCUGGUUUGUCUUGUUUCUUAAUUGUGUGGUUUUUAGCUGUUAUGCUUUUCUUUGUGGGGGCAGAAAAUUUCUUAGCCAAACAAGACGGAUAAUCAGAGUUUACGAGCAUUUCUCAGGAAUAAGUCAUCUAUGCCCUAUUUAUGUGAAUUAAUUAUACAAAUCUCUCAGCUUAAUAUAGUAAAUUCUUUUAAAAUGUAUUGGAGUAUUUUGGUCGGCCUUUGGUUGGUUAGAUAUGCAUAUCAUAGUGCAUCAGUUCUAUUGUUGCUGUUGUAGCAAAUUUGUGUAUAAAAUAAGAACCAAGUUCUUUUUAUGAUUCUUCUCUAUUGAAUGAAAAUGGAUUUAGGUUGGAUUAGUUUCCAACUUGUGAUUUUUUUGGUAUUA